UUCAUUUUGGUUUAAAUGGAGAAUCACAGGUGAUGGAACAAGAAACGGAAAUUCGGGGUUCAAGAAUGUGUUAUCCUAAGGAUCAAAAUGAAGCUUAUUUUCAUUGUAAAAUCCUUAAGUUGCAACAAGAAGGUAGCACUCAGCAUAUUUCAUUAACAGAGGAGGUAGGCAUCAAUGGCCAGUCUCCAAUGCAACAUCCUAAGAAACGUAUUAUCGAUCUGAGAGAGAUUAGAGAGACUCGGAUUAGUACAUUAACCCAAACUUCAGAUGUCUUAGAUGAUGAGAUUCUUGAUAUUGAACGGAGUGAUGAAGAUUCCGGUCUUCAAUGGAACAUAACUGACUCUGACUAUCCAUUCUGCUCUUCUCGUAUGCAAGAAGUUCCACAAUCUACUAAUAGGAAAAGUAUAAAGCAACGACUCGGUCGAUCUUGUCGAGUUAAUUAUCUCGAUCAUCAACAUAGGAAAAACAGAAAGCAACGAUUGAGCCCCCCUUAUCAAGCUCAUCGUAGCAGGAGAAGUAUAAAGCAGCGCUUAGGUCCACCUUGUCAAAAUCAUAAUCCAAUUGGAAGGCAUAAAACGAGGAAACCAAUGAAAGAAAAUGAGAAUAAAGUUCAUAUUCCAACUGCUAUGCCUAGGAUUGAAAAGCAUAAAGUGAGAAAACAUGUGAAGGGAAACGUUAGUGAGUCUCACAAAGGGGUUCAUGCUCGAGACGAUGUUUUGCAUUCUACGAAACGUGGAAGGACUGAGCCACCCGAGGACUCUGAUGAGUUCAAGCAAUUAGUACAUGGCGCUUAUGUUAAAUUUAUCAAAGCUUUGAAUGAGAAUCCAGCUCAAAGAAGGAAAUACACCGAUAAAGGAGAAACCAAGAACUUAAAAUGCUGUGUAUGUGGCAGCAAAUCUGAAGAUUUCGUUGAUAAUGUAAGCUUAGUAAUGCAUGCCUUUACAUCUCGGCGGAAUAGAGUAGAGCACUUGGGUUUGCACAAAGCGCUUUGUCUUUUGAUGGGAUGGGGACUCGAUGGCUGUUUCUAAUUGUUUAUGGACCCCGAAGGCGUUGGCCUGCGCUGAAGCCUUGGCUAUGAAAGAGGAUCUUGUUGUUUGGCCUCCGGUUGUCAUCUUGCAUAACAGUUCUAUUGGUACAACUAUUUCUGAUGACCGAAUUAUAGUAAGUAUCGAGGAGAUUGAGGCAUUUCUCAGAGGUAUGGGGUUUGGCCGGGGGAUAUCGAAGGUCUGUCGUGGGAAACCUGCGAAUUGGAGUAUUAUGGUAGUGAUCUUCCAUGGAACCAUUUCAGGGCUACAAGAUGCAGAGAGACUCCAUAAUAUGUA
This is a messenger RNA of Hibiscus syriacus, 1322 nucleotides long. RefSeq lists its product as uncharacterized. The record is from RefSeq and is a predicted model, not a curated record. The coding region runs from base 33 to 1028 and encodes 331 amino acids. NCBI's taxonomy places the organism in Eukaryota, Viridiplantae, Streptophyta, Magnoliopsida, Malvales, Malvaceae. The transcript is spliced from 3 exons.